AUGUUCACAUUCACACCACUGCUUGGCGCGCAGUACUCUUCAUCCAGAGCAUCACAGUCAAUAUUAGAGCUCGAUGGGGGCAUUAAGAUUCUAGUGGAUGUUGGCUGGAGUGAUACCUUUGAUACCCGUGAUCUGGUGGAGCUUGAAAAGCAUAUUCCGACUCUCUCACUGAUUUUAUUGACCCAUGCGACUCCCGUGCACAUCGGUGCCUACGUUCAUUGCUGCAGAACAUAUCCUCUCUUCACUCAGAUUCCCGUCUAUGCGACAAGCCCCGUUAUUGCCCUUGGUCGCAACACUCUCCAGGACUUAUACGCCUCAGCACCACUGGCCGCUACAUUUCUGCCAAAGGCGUCAGUUUCAGAACCCGGCGCAUCCUCUACAGCAUCGGCGAUCGCUUUAGGAGAAACAUCGGAAGCUGCUGGCAGCACAGGACGUGUUCUUCUUCAGCCACCGACUACAGAGGAGAUUUCCCGAUUCUUUUCUCUCAUUCAGCCCCUUAAAUACUCACAGCCACAUCAACCACUUCCGUCUCCCUUCUCGCCGCCUCUGAACGGACUCACCUUAACCGCUUACAACGCCGGACAUACAGUUGGUGGAACAAUAUGGCAUAUCCAGCAUGGCAUGGAAUCAAUUGUUUAUGCUAUGGACUGGAACCAGGCACGUGAGAGCGUUGUAGCGGGAGCUGCGUGGUUUGGCGGUUCCGGUGCUAAUGGAACGGAGGUCAUUGAGCAAUUGCGAAAACCCUCUGCUUUGAUCUGUAGCACGACAGGAGGUGACAAGUUUGCCAUUUCUGGUGGCCGGAAAAAGCGAGAUGAUCUCCUUCUCGACAUGAUCAGAAGCAGCCUUGCGAAAGGGGGCACCGUUCUCAUCCCCACUGAUACCAGCGCCCGUGUUCUGGAGCUAGCAUACGCUUUAGAGCACUCCUGGCGGGAUGCAGCGACUGGUGAAAAGGACGAUGUUCUCAAAGGUGCAGGUCUAUACUUGGCCGGUAGAAAAGUCAACACCACUAUGCGUCUUGCCCGCAGUAUGCUCGAAUGGAUGGAUGAGAAUAUUGUUCGUGAAUUUGAAACGGCUGAAGGUGCGGAUGGCGGACCUGGUCAGAGAGGUGGUGGCCAAGGACUGGAGAAAGGUAGUAAAGGAGUCGGUCCCUUUACCUUCAAGCAUCUGAAAACUGUAGAGCGCAAAAGGCAACUCGAAAAGAUUCUAGCAGACCAAGGGCCCAAAGUCAUUCUUGCUUCGGACACGUCACUGGCUUGGGGGUUUGCGAAGGAGUCAUUACGACAAAUCGCCGAAGGCCCCAACAAUUUGUUGUUGCUGACGGAAUCAUUCCGCAAAAAGGCACCCGAUGGACAAGAUCAGUUAUCGACCAGUGCGACCUUGGGAGACACCCUUUGGCAAUGGUAUGAGGAAAGAAGAGAUGGCGUGGCAUUGGAGACUGCUUCAGACGGGGAAUUGCUUGAGCAAGUCCACAGCGGUGGACGAGAAUUGACCUGGACAGAGGUGCAGCGGGCACCACUAGACCCAGGCGAACAGUUGCUUUAUCAGACAUAUCUUGCCACCAAGCGCCAACUCGAGGACACUUCCCAAGUUCGGGGAGGUCAAGAACACCUAGAUAACGCGGCUGAUGCGUUGGACGACGGAUCCAGCUCAACUUCCUCCGAGGACUCAGAUUCAGAGCAGCAAGGCCGUAUUCUCAACUUCUCAACUUCCCUUGCCCACGCUAGUCGCAACAAACUGGCUCUCAGCGACGAAGAUUUGGGUGUCAAUAUUCUUCUCCGGCGGAAGAAUGUCUACGAUUAUGAUGUGCGUGGUAAAAAGGGUCGCGAAAGGAUGUUCCCGUAUGUGGCUCCGAGAAAGAAGGGCGAUGAGUAUGGAGAGUUCAUACGACCAGAGGAGUACCUAAGAGCGGAGGAGCGGGAGGAGAUCGAUAUGCAGCAACGGCGCGCUGAUGCACAGACAAAGCUUGGCCAAAAACGACGAUGGGAUGAGGCUACUGGACCAGCUGGUCGGUCAUCAGGAGGCGCUAGCGGACGAAAACGCCAACAAUUAACCCAGGAUGGACAAAGACUGGAUUCAAGUGUGGCCGAUGACCUCAGCCUUGCUGACACUGCCGAUAUUGCUGUAUCCUCGGAAGAUGAAGCGGUUGACCAGGUAUUCGAAGGCCCUGCCAAGGCUGUAUAUACCAAGGAGUCUAUCACAAUCAACGCUCGUAUUGCCUUUGUUGAUUUCAUGGGAUUGCACGAUAAGCGCAGCUUAGAGAUGCUUAUUCCUCUCAUCCAACCCCAGAAGUUGAUUCUAGUCGGAGGUAUGGAGGAAGAGACAUCGGCGUUAGCGGCGGCGUGCAAGAAGCACCUAGCCACCUCUACAGAAGACGCGGCUGCCAUCAUUUUCACUCCAGUGAAUGGUGAGCUUAUCGACGCCAGCGUCGAUACGAAUGCCUGGCUGGUCAAAUUGAGCAACUCCCUCGUUCGGCGUCUCAAGUGGCAGCACGUCCGGAGCCUAGGUGUGGUCGCCCUAACCGCCCAGCUCCGUGGCCCAGAUGGUACUAAUGAGACUGACGGUACGGACGCCGAAGAUGCAGGCAAGAAGAUGAAGCAGAUACAAGAUGAAAGCGCUUCAUCUGCUGUCACGCCGAUCAUAGAUAAUGUUGUUAAAACUGGCGACAAAUCCGAUGUCAUUCCUCUUCUUGACACAUUGCCCGCCAGUAUGGCUGCAGGAACCAGAGCUGUGACUCGGCCCCUUCAUGUCGGCGAUCUCAGACUUGCAGAUCUUCGCAAAAUAAUGCAAGCAGCCGGCCACACUGCAGAAUUUCGGGGCGAGGGAACACUUCUCAUUGAUAAGUGUGUUGCCGUGCGCAAGUCGGGGACUGGUAGGAUUGAGAUCGAAGCCUCGGCUCAAUCAGCAACCAACCAAGGCAACUUGGGGCGUGGUGCGGGUAGCUUCCUCGCAGUAAAGAGGAAGAUAUACGAGGGACUCGCCGUUGUGGCGGGAAGUUGA
Molecule: messenger RNA, 2997 nt
Organism: Penicillium taxi
Lineage: Eukaryota; Fungi; Ascomycota; Eurotiomycetes; Eurotiales; Aspergillaceae
Product: cleavage polyadenylation factor subunit CFT2
Exons: 2
Coding region: 1-2997 (998 amino acids)
Biological process (GO): mRNA 3'-end processing by stem-loop binding and cleavage
Cellular component (GO): mRNA cleavage and polyadenylation specificity factor complex
Molecular function (GO): RNA binding
Source: RefSeq, a predicted model, not a curated record